Sphenostylis stenocarpa is the source of this 2712-nucleotide messenger RNA. NCBI's taxonomy places the organism in Eukaryota, Viridiplantae, Streptophyta, Magnoliopsida, Fabales, Fabaceae. The record is from the annotation of a GenBank genome assembly.
AUGGAUCGGAGCUCUUUCCGGUCGGGAAUGCGAAAAUCCAACCCUAAACCCGACAUUUACUCCACCUUCGUGGUUCACGACGACGAAGACGAUGAGGAAGACGACGGAGAGACCAACCGCCGGCGGAAAGCCGGCGGGGCGCAGCCGCGUGAUGAUCCUUACGCGACCAUGAUGUACAAAGACAACGGCCGCGAUGACGAAGACGAAUACUCCUCUCUCCCACCGCUCCUCCAGCGCCUUCCCAAGGACUUCGGCGGCGGAGCACCGCUGGACUACAAUGACGAAGAUGACGACGCCGGCGACUUCGGCACCGUGAUCGUGAAGAGCGACCGGAGCCGGCAGCGCGAUCGUCCUUCUUCCAGCUUGGCUUCGCCGCCAUGGAAGUCACGGGGCUCCUCUCAGGCGAGUCCUCUGAAUAGAUUCGGCGGUGAGGAAGACGACGGCGAUGAGGAAGAUGACGGCGGCGGAUUCUCGACGUUCGUCAUGCGUUCAACGCUGAAGUCUGACGAGAGAGAGUCUAUAAGCGGAACCGUUGUGCGACGGACCUCCGGCGGCAGCGGGGGCGUUGGUUCGAUGAUGGAGAGAGCCGUGGCGAGCAUGCAGGGGAUGGGAGAUUUUGGAUUCGGAAAGCAGAGGAAGGGAAGUGGAUCUUCGCAGAACGAUGAGGGAAGGCAUCAAUCGUUAACGACUAAGGUUUCGACGAGUUCGAUUCCUGAAAGUAUUACCAGAGAGGAUCCUACGAUCAAAUACGAAUUGCUCAAUGAACUUGGGAAGGGUUCCUAUGGAGCUGUUUACAAAGCAAGGGAUUUGAAAACCUCGGAGAUGGUUGCUAUCAAAGUGAUAUCCUUAUCCGAAGGGGAGGAAGGGUAUGAGGAAAUCCGUGGUGAGAUUGAAAUGUUACAACAAUGUAAUCAUCCUAAUGUUGUCCGUUAUCUUGGAAGCUAUCAAGGAGAAGAGUAUCUUUGGAUAGUGAUGGAAUACUGUGGUGGUGGUAGUGUUGCUGAUUUGAUGAGUGUGACUGAUGAGCCACUGGAUGAGGGUCAAAUAGCAUAUAUUUGUAGAGAAGCACUAAAGGGUCUUGAUUAUUUGCACAACAUUUUUAAAGUCCAUAGAGACAUUAAAGGUGGGAAUAUCUUAUUAACUGAACAAGGAGAUGUCAAGCUAGGGGAUUUUGGUGUUGCUGCACAGCUUACGAGGACCAUGUCAAAGCGGAACACGUUCAUUGGAACUCCUCAUUGGAUGGCUCCUGAAGUUAUUCAGGAAAGUCGCUAUGAUGGAAAGGUAGAUGUUUGGGCUCUUGGUGUGUCUGCUAUUGAAAUGGCUGAGAUAGCAGCGGCAUGUAAUUGGAUAAGAUCCUUACACAAAUCUGGUUAUGGAUUUGACAGUAGGUGGAAGGCACCACUUCUCAUAGUGGAAGAUAAGCCUAGAAGACGUCUGGAGGGAGUCAAAAAGCCCUCGAUAAAGUUGAGUUCUGUUCGUAAAACAGAUGCCAAUUCACUUCACUAUCAGUGGCACUGCAGCAACCGUGGGACAGAAGUGCAGGGUGGUUGUCUGGUUUUGUUCAUGAUUUCAAUCGAACCAGCUCCCAUGCUUGAGGAUAAAGAAAAAUGGUCCCUAUAUUUCCAUGAUUUUGUUGCAAAGUGCCUAACAAAAGAACCUCGUCUUCGCCCUACUGCAUCUGAGAUGUUGAAGAUCUGUGCUGAAGAUUCAAAGCCAACACACAAAUUCUUUGAAAAGUGGAAAACUGGAUCUGCUGCAAUGUUGCCAAAAUUAGAAAAGGCAAGAGAAAUUAGGGCCUCAAUGGCUUUGCAGGCGCAAAUGGCUCCCGCAGCAUCAGAUGACCAGUUAGUUUCAAAACCAAAUGAUGAAUAUGGAGACACUGUUCCAUCCAGACCUCAUAACAUUGGUGGUGUUGAGGGGGCUGUUGAUCUCUCAUCACAUGGAACUAUGAGGAAACUACAUAAGGUUGAAGAUGUAGACACGAGUGAAGGCAACUUUGGCACUGUUAUAGUCCAUGCAGAUGAGUUACAUCAGAAGACACAAGAUGCAGAUUAUGCAGUUUCCGUAUCUGCUCUAACCAGUGGCACAGGAGGCAGAUUGGCUGACUCUGGGAUUGAGAGUCAGAAAGUUGAUCUUACGUACACAGCCUCUUUUAGAGGAUCUAGUGCUACUACCAAUUCUAUUCAAUCAGCUUUACCUUACGCUAGUAAUUCAACUGAGCAGAGCCUCAAAAUUAAAGGUAGUCAUCGAGCACCAGCUGGAAUGGGUGCAGAUAUAUUCAAGAGUGAAACCAGCAGCCGUAAAGCAUUUGCUUUACAAGAUAAGCUUUGGUCCAUUUAUGCUGCGGGUAAUACUGUGCCUAUCCCAUUUUUAAGGGCAACAGAUAUAUCACCCAUUGCUCUCUUGUCAGACAAUGUACUUGGGGGCCUACAACAGGAUACUGGUGGAACCGGAACAGUGGAAGCAUUGCAAGAGCUUUUUAGUGGUGAUGGACAAUCCAAAAAGGGCCGGAGAGGACUAAAUGAGAUGCCUCUUCCUCCAAGCAUAUACCAGAGAUUGACAUCAAGUUCUACACUAAUGAAUUUGGCGCAGGCUUUAGCUUACCAUAAGAUGUGUUAUGAGGAUAUGCCCCUGCAGGAGCUGCAAGCAACCCAGGAGCAGCGAACUAUUCAAAAUCUUUCUGACACACUUCGAACCAUUCUUCGGUUGUAG